AUGUUCUUAUUCCAACUCCCUCUUUUUGUGAUCUGUGUUACUGUAGUUUCGGGUGAUGUUUUAACUGACAGUGCCAAGAUAGCGGCCUUGAAGAACCACAAUGAUCACAGGAGGGUGAUAGCCAAGGGAAACGACAAAAAUAAGGAUUCGGCUAACAUGCCAAAGGCUUCGAAUAUGCAGAAAUUAGUAAGAAAGUUUGUUGAAUAUUAUAACUAAUCUGAUUACUAUAAGGUUUACAACAAAGAUUUGGAGAAAAAAGCGCAAGAUUGGGCGGCACAAUGUAAAUUUGAGCAUACUCCACAAACCGGGGAUCAUUAUGGGCAGAAUUUGUAUAUGACCAGUCAAAAUCUGCCGCAGGGUAAGAAGGAUUUAUAUUAUUUUUAUAACUCUCGAAUAUUUUAGAACAAGCCAUGACCAAUGCUGGGGAUUCUUGGUGGCAGGAGCUUCCAGAAAAAUAUGGAGGAACGAAUGUCAAAUUUGAUAUGAGCAUUGCAAACCAAGGAGUUGGCCAUUUCACUCAAGUAAGUCAUCAUUUAUUUUAAAUUACCUUAUCCUAAAGAUGGCUUGGGCUCAAUGUCGAAGUAUGGGAUGUGCUGUUCAAAAAUGUAAUUUCGGAACUUAUGUCGUUUGCAAUUACGAUUCUGGAAACAUGAUCAACGACAACAUCUAUAACACUGGAGAACCUUGCUCGGCAUGCCCUCAGGGAAUGGAAUGCCAAGAUGCACUGUGUGCUGUCAAAUGUAAGAAGAGUAAGAAGAGAAAGUAA
This is a messenger RNA of Bursaphelenchus xylophilus (pine wood nematode), 766 nucleotides long. Lineage: Eukaryota; Metazoa; Nematoda; Chromadorea; Rhabditida; Aphelenchoididae. The record is from the annotation of a GenBank genome assembly.